This is a messenger RNA of Oncorhynchus tshawytscha (Chinook salmon), 1242 nucleotides long. RefSeq names its product thyrotropin-releasing hormone-degrading ectoenzyme-like. The annotation marks the transcript as partial. The record is from RefSeq and is a predicted model, not a curated record. The transcript has 11 exons. Gene Ontology annotation, cellular component: cytoplasm. Lineage: Eukaryota; Metazoa; Chordata; Actinopteri; Salmoniformes; Salmonidae. Gene Ontology annotation, molecular function: zinc ion binding; peptide binding; metalloaminopeptidase activity. Gene Ontology annotation, biological process: proteolysis; peptide catabolic process.
GGUGCUGCUCUGAUCAGGAUGCUGGCUAACGUCAUGGGGCAACAGGUGUUCCAGAGAGGACUCAAUGAUUACUUGAUGACACACAUGUACAGCAACGCGGGCAGAGACGACUUGUGGAACAAACUGACUGAGGCCAUGCAGAAGGAGGGGAAGGACAUCAACAUUAAGGAGGUGAUGGACUGCUGGACCCUCCAGAUGGGUUAUCCUGUUGUGACCAUCAGUAAGAACUACAGUCUGGACCGCAGCGUCACCAUCACACAGGAACACUUUGUCUACGACAGGGAUGCCAAGUUCAGAGACCCUGACCUUUUCAACAGAAGUCUACAGUGGCAGAUUCCUCUGACUUUAGCAGUGGGGAAUUCGACUUACAAAUCAUCAGAAGUCAUCCUCUGGAUCUCCAAUAAAACAGAAACACACAAAGUGGGCCGGAUGGACGAUGACAUGUGGUUGCUAGGCAACAUCAACCAGACUGGGUACUUCCGGGUGAACUACGACCUCCACAACUGGAGGCUCCUCAUUGGACAGCUGAUGACCAACGCUGAGAUCAUCUCUGUCGGCAACAGGGCGGGGCUCAUCGAUGAUGUCUUCAAUCUGGCCAGGGCUGGCUACCUGCCCCAGAAUGUGCCCCUCCAGAUCAUCUGCUACCUGCCCCAGGAGAGAGAGUUCCUCCCCUGGCACGCUGCCAGCCGCUCCCUCUACCAGCUGGACAAGCUGCUGGACCGCACAGAGGACUACAGUCUCUUCAGUGACUUCGUGCUGAAGCAAGUGGCCUCAAAGUACCACAAGAUGGGCUGGCCCUUGGCUCUGACAGAAGGCUCCAUCAUACAGGCCUCCUACCAGACUGAAGAGCUGCAGAGAGAGGUGAUCAUGCUGGCAUGUAGUUUCGGGAACAAGCACUGUCACCGCCAAGCCGUGUCGCUCAUCUCUGAUUGGAUCUCCAGCAACAAGAACAGGAUCCCUCCCAACGUGCGUGACAUAGUGUACUGUACAGGCGUGUCUCUGAUGGAUGAGGACGUGUGGGAGUUUAUCUGGAUGAAGUUCCACUCCACAACAGCCAUCUCAGAGAAGAAGGUUCUCCUGGAGGCUCUCACCUGCAGCGACAAUGGCUUCCUGCUCAACCGGCUGCUGAAUCUUUCUCUGAGCUCAGAUUUGGUCCCAGAUCAGAUGUCAUUGUCAUCAACGUCAGGAUUACUGCUGGACAUCUUGACAUUACCCAGAGACAAUAUGUGUGACUUGUACUAA